GCCGUCUGCGGUAUCAUCGAAAAUAUUCUCAACAUUGUCAUCCUGUCUUAUCAUGGCUUCCAGGAUACAAACAAUAUCCUGCUGACAUCGUUGUCAUUCGAUUUUUUUAUUGGUUCACUGACCGAAGCCUUCUAUCGUUUGACCUACAUCAUGCUUGCAUACUAUCCUGAGAGCCGCUUAUUCUUGCUCUGUCGUCAGUACCUACUGAUAUGGAACGGCUUAUCCUUCUCACUGAGUCAACUACUAGCGGCGGUCAUCGCUGUAGAGAGACUCGCAGCCGUGUGGUUUCCCUUUCUUGUGUCCCUUGUCUUCACUCCAAGACGUGUGAUGAUUUUAAUCGUUCUGCUCCACGUCAUCACAUUCUUGUUUUUUUCGCCAGGUUUUUUAACUUACCUUGGCAUAUGGGAGAAUGUUCACAUAAAUAAUGCAACUUUUAACAUACUCUGGGUUAAAGGAUUGAGUGACGCAAAUAUUCAUGCAAUCGCUGUGUAUUUGUUGCUUUUUGGCAACACAAUCUCAUCAACUGUGCCACUUCUCAUCAUUCUUGUCUCCUCAGUUCUGACCGUGAUAAAAAUGCAUAUAAUCACAAGAGAAAUGAAAAUUCUUUCACCCUCCGCUGUUCGGUCAAAAAAGCUAAAAAUUUUGAGAGCCACCAAGAUGUUACUGGUUGUCUGUUUUUUUUCUUUUUUGGUGUGCAUUGUUUCUUUUAUUUUAGAUACAUCACCAUUGCUAUUUGGACUUCAAAAAUACUUUCACGUAGCUCAUAUGGAAAUCAGUCAUAUUUUUUACCAAUUUGACACGGUGAUCAAUUUUAUCAUUUAUGUUUCCAUGAGCUCAAAAUUUGUAAACACUUAUAAAAAGUUGUUUUGCACUUGUUGA
This is a messenger RNA of Lymnaea stagnalis (great pond snail), 879 nucleotides long. The record is from the annotation of a GenBank genome assembly. NCBI's taxonomy places the organism in Eukaryota, Metazoa, Mollusca, Gastropoda, Lymnaeidae.